AGGCGCCCAGGCGCGCGCGGAGCGAGGCGGCCGCAGCGUCCCCGCGCGCGGCCCGGGCCCGGCAGGAGCGCGGAGCCGCCGCCGCCGCCGCCGCCGCCGCCGCCUGGCCAUGCGGCUCCAGGGCCGGGGAACUGGGCUCGGGCCCGCGCCGCCCCCCGCGCGCCGCCCCCGCUGAGCCCGCGCCCGCCCGGGCGCCGCCCGGCACCAUGGUGCAGAAGUCUCGCAACGGCGGCGUGUACCCUGGCCCGAGCGGGGAGAAGAAGCUCAAGGUGGGCUUCGUGGGGCUGGACCCAGGCGCGCCCGACUCCACCCGAGACGGCGCGCUGCUCAUCGCCGGCUCCGAGGCCCCCAAGCGCGGCAGCAUCCUCAGUAAGCCGCGCGCGGGCGGCGCGGGCGCCGGGAAGCCCCCCAAGCGCAACGCCUUCUACCGCAAGCUGCAGAAUUUCCUCUACAACGUGUUGGAGCGGCCGCGCGGCUGGGCUUUCAUCUACCACGCCUACGUGUUCCUGCUGGUCUUCUCCUGCCUCGUGCUGUCUGUGUUCUCCACCAUCAAGGAGUACGAGAAGAGCUCGGAGGGCGCACUCUACAUCCUGGAAAUCGUGACCAUCGUGGUGUUCGGCGUGGAGUACUUCGUGCGGAUCUGGGCCGCGGGCUGCUGCUGCCGGUACCGCGGCUGGAGGGGGCGGCUCAAGUUUGCGCGGAAGCCCUUCUGUGUGAUCGACGUCAUGGUGCUCAUCGCGUCCAUCGCCGUGCUGGCCGCCGGCUCCCAGGGCAACGUCUUCGCCACGUCGGCGCUGCGCAGCCUGCGCUUCCUGCAGAUCCUGCGCAUGAUCCGGAUGGACCGGCGCGGCGGCACCUGGAAGCUGCUGGGCUCCGUGGUCUACGCGCACAGCAAGGAGCUGGUCACUGCCUGGUACAUCGGCUUCCUCUGCCUCAUCCUGGCCUCGUUUCUGGUGUACUUGGCGGAGAAGGGGGAGAACGAUCACUUUGAUACCUACGCGGACGCGCUCUGGUGGGGCCUGAUCACCCUGACAACCAUUGGCUACGGGGACAAGUACCCCCAGACCUGGAACGGGAGGCUCCUGGCGGCAACCUUCACCCUCAUCGGCGUCUCCUUCUUCGCUCUUCCUGCUGGCAUCUUGGGGUCUGGCUUUGCCCUGAAAGUUCAAGAACAGCAUCGUCAGAAGCACUUUGAGAAGAGGCGGAACCCUGCGGCAGGCCUGAUCCAGUCCGCCUGGAGGUUCUACGCCACCAACCUGUCACGCACGGACCUGCACUCCACGUGGCAGUACUAUGAGCGCACGGUGACCGUCCCCAUGUACAGCUCGCAAACUCAAACCUACGGGGCCUCCAGACUGAUCCCGCCGCUGAACCAGUUAGAGCUGCUUCGGAACCUCAAGAGCAAAUCUGGACUCACCUUCAGGAAGGAGCCCCAGCCGGAACCAUCCCCAAGUAAAGGCAGACGGUGCACAGAGUCCCUGUGUGGAUGCUGCCCAGGACACGCUAGUCAGAAGGUCAGUUUGAAAGACCGUGUCUUCUCCAGCCCCCGCGGCGUGGCUGCCAAGGGCAAGGGGUCCCCUCAGGCCCAGACCGUCCGGCGGUCGCCCAGCGCCGACCAGAGCCUGGAGGACAGCCCAAGCAAGGUGCCCAAGAGCUGGAGCUUCGGGGAGCGCGGCCGCGCGCGGCAGGCCUUCCGCGCCAGGGGCGCCGCUUCCCGGCAGAACUCGGAAGAAGCAAGUCUCCCAGGGGAGGACAUUGUGGACGACAACAAGAGCUGCAACUGCGAGUUUGUGACGGAGGAUCUGACCCCGGGCCUCAAAGUCAGCAUCAGGGCCGUGUGUGUCAUGCGGUUCCUGGUGUCCAAGCGCAAGUUCAAGGAGAGCCUACGGCCCUACGACGUGAUGGACGUGAUUGAGCAGUACUCGGCCGGCCACCUGGACAUGCUAUCCCGCAUCAAAAACCUGCAGUCCAGAGUGGACCAGAUCGUGGGGCGAGGCCCGGCCAUAGCGGACAAAGACCGAGGCAAGGGCCCGGCUGAGGCAGAGCUGCCCGAGGACCCCAGCAUGAUGGGACGGCUGGGGAAGGUGGAGAAGCAGGUCCUGUCCAUGGAGAAGAAGCUGGAUUUCCUGGUGAACAUCUACACGCAGCGCAUGGGCGUCCCCCCGACGGAGACCGAGGCCUACUUCGGGGCCAAGGAGCCGGAGCCGGCGCCGCCAUACCACAGCCCCGAGGACAGCCGGGACCACGGCGGCAGGAACGGCUGCAUCAUCAAGCUCAUCCGCUCCACCAGCUCCAUGGGCCAGAAGAACUUCUCGGCGCCCCCUGCCGCGCCCCCCGCCCAGUGCCCGCCCUCCACCUCGUGGCAGCAGCAGUGCCACCCGCGCCAGGGCCACGGCACCUCACCCGUGGGGGACCACGGCUCGCUGGUGCGCAUCCCGCCGCCACCCGCCCACGAGCGGUCCCUGUCCGCCUACAGCGGGGGCCACCGGGCCAGCACGGAGCUCCUGAGGUCGGAGGACGGCCCGGCCUGCAGGCCCCACGAGGGCGCCCUGCGGGACAGCGACACGUCCAUCUCCAUCCCGUCCGUAGACCACGAGGAGCUGGAACGCUCCUUCAGCGGCUUCAGCAUCUCCCAGUCCAAGGAGAACCUGGACGCCCUCAACAGCUGCUACGCCGCCGCCGCCGCGCCGUGCGCCAAAGUCAGGCCCUACAUUGCGGAGGGCGAGUCGGACACGGACUCGGACCUCUGCACCCCGUGCGGGCCCCCGCCGCGCUCUGCCACGGGCGAGGGCCCCUUCGGCGAUGUGGGCUGGGCCGGGCCACGGAAGUGAGGCCGCCCGCCGGCCUGCCCCUGACUCCUGGCCUCCCGGGCUUGAGGCGGACCCUCCGGGGCCCUUUGCUUAGAGUAGCGCAGCCCGGGUGCCCGUGUGGGGUGCCGGGCAGACGCGGCCCUUGGUCUCGCACUGGAGGUCGGCAGAAAUUCUUCUCCAGCGAGGGGCAGCCUGGCUGGCCGUGCCCACUCUGCAGACUCUGCAGACUGUUGGCCUGGGCAUGACAGAGGCCGGGGUCAAGGCUGAGGACGGGCCCCUGGCGGCUGGGUCGAGGCAUGGGCUGGGAGCGGGGCCGGGUGAGGGUGGCAGCGAGGGGCAGGCCUGUCUUGUGAGGAUCAGUGGCCUUGAGGCCUGGGUGGGCGGUGGCUGGCCCCUCGGGCGUGGCUGGUCUCCGCCCCCCCUUCCUGUCCUGCCCCAUCUGUCUUGGGUGCCCACCCAGAGCUUCUGGUCAGUGUCGCCCUCCUUCCUGUGGGUUCUGAGUGUCCUGUGAUGGGAGCCGGCCCCAAGUCCAGUACCCUGGCCUGCAGGGGGCAGGGGGGCGAGGCUUGGGACCACCCCAGAGCAGAGCAACCCUCAGACCUCCCGAACCUGGCUCUUGUGGGGAGGGGCCCGCUCCACAGGCUCCUGGAAGGGGGCUCUUGGGGGCUCCCUUCUGGAUGUGGAAGAUGGCGGGUGUGCCCCCGUGUCCUCUCCCCUCUCCCCUGGCCGGGUGCUGGUCACCAGGCUGUGGCCAGCACUGCUAUAUGGACCUGCCUGUGGGGAGAGGUGCUGGGAGGCUGGGGCACUGCCCCACACUGGGCUUGUGCUCUGGGGUCCUGGGCCGGGCUGGUCAUGGUGAGCAGAUGUGCAUGCUGUCCUCCCCUGGGGACCCUGCCUUGCCUGUCUCCCAUCAGCCCCUGACGGGGCCCGGGCUGGACAGUGCCACAGCCGUCGGGGAAAUCUUCAGUAGGGCGACCCCCGCCGUCCAGAGGCCAAGGCAGCUCUGUCUUGUAGGCGUCUCUCCUGUCCCCGCGGAGCUGACCGUCCCCCACCUGCUCUCCUCCACUCACCGGCCCCUUGGCUGUGACCUCUUGCUGUCUUGGAGUCAGAGCUGCCCAUCCCCACCCUGUAUCCUGGGAAGCAGUGGCCCCCGUCAUUCCUAUCCCGGGCACCUGGGUCUGUAUCCUGGGAAGCAGUGGCCCCCGUCAUUCCUAUCCCGGGCACCUGGGUCUGUAUCCUGGGAAGCAGUGGCCCCCGUCAUUCCUAUCCUGGGCACCUGGGUCUGUGGGGCAGCAGCUCUGAGCUGGGAUUCCAGCCCCAGGAGGCGGAGUGGACCCUGUCCUGGGCCCCCAGCUGUCAGUGCGCGGGGGCCUCUGGCAUUUGGGGUGACACACGGUUCAGGGAGAGCCUCGCUGUCUCCUCAGGGUGCUUGUGUCCGUCCUGGUCAGUGAGGGAAUCCGCUUGCUCUCUGGGAAGGACUUUGAAAGCAACAUCACGUGCCCCUGGCUGUCAGGGUCCUGACGCUCUGAGAUCUCUGGGGAGCAGUGUCUGCAGUAGCCUCUGUGCAUGGCCCCCGCCCUCGCCAGGACACCCAGGGUCCCACCUGUGUGCACCUCUCUGCUGGGGCUGCUGGCCAGGCGGCUGGAGGGCGGGCUGGGCCUAGUGCAGGAGGAUCCAGGCUCGGAGUCGGAAACCGUGGUGUGCGCUCAGGGCCGCAGCACGAGGAUACCCCUCUCUUCCAGCCUCCCGGGAGGGGUUGGUCGUGGAACCUUCCAUGUGGCCCCACCGGCCCCCUCCGCCCGGCGUGUCUGCUCCGUGCCCCCUCUCUUGUUCUCGAAGGCAGUGUUUCUCCACCUCAGACCCUCAGUGGUGAGAAAAGCCCCUCCCAGUGUGGUACUCGGUGUGGCUGGUGUGAAGGGGCCCCGGCGAGUGGCCGCUCCUCUGCGUGAGGUCUGAGCCCGCCUUCGCCCUCCUGCCGUGGGAGAGGGAGGCCCCAGCUGCAGGCCCCUGGGCCAAGCACGUGCACAUCCUGCCCAGCCCAGCCCCUGCUCUCUGGCCCUGGGAGAGUCAGGUCAGGCCGCCAGCAGCACGGACCCUCCCCUGUCGGAUCUCGGUGGCCGUGGGUGCUCGACCCUACUGGGAGGGGCCCUUGGCCACUGGAGAGAGUUUUGUGUCCUGUCCCACACGCUCCCUGUGCCGUGGGCCCCUGGUGACGGGAGGUGCCGGCCCAGACAUACCUCUUGUCCCCAGAGCUGCUGAGCCGGACGCAGGCCCCAAGGCCACUGCUGGGAGGGUCUCCGAGGUUGCAGCAGGAGGGGUUGAGGCUAGACUGUCAGACGUGCUGCACUUAGCAAGGGGGCUAAGCUAGCAAGGGGGCUGUGCUAAGCUAGCAAGGGGGCUGUGGCGUCUCCUCUGUGAAAUCGCGGCCCCUUGGAAGACAGGAGACCCAUGUCUCCGCUUGAGGGACGGUUUGGGGGGGCAGUUUUGGGAGAUGAUGGAGUAGAGGCUCCUUCUCAGGGGCCCCCAGACCCCGGCCCAAACAGUGCGUGAUCCUCCCAGCGUCCAUCCACUGCCCUGGGGUCCCCACCUUCAAGAAGUGUAGAAGGAAAGAAGCUGGGCGCUUUGGGAAGUCGGCGUGCUUGGGCGCGCGUGUGACUGCCGAGGACCCGCCCUGCUCCUCAGCAGGUGUGGCGAACGUUUCCCAGGACAAGCAUUUUAGUUACUAGAGCACGCGCCGCCCCCCAGCCCCUGACACACGCCUGUGCUGACACUCACGCCUGUGAACGUGCAGCACACACGCACGCACACAUACCGCACAUGCUGGCACACAGAGUCAUGCACAUGCAUUCUCACCCCCCCGCCGCACGUGCACACCCCAUGCACGCACGCUCACACACCCAUGUGCACACCCACACCCACGCACGCACGCUCACACACCCAUGGGCGCACGCUCACAUCCCCCCACGCACGCACUCACACACCCACGUGUGCACUCACACCCAUGGGCGCACGCUCACAUCCCCCCACGCACGCACUCACACCCACGUGCGCGCGCACACGUGCGCACACACACACACCCACGUGCGCACACACACACACCCACGCGUGCACACUCACACACCCACGCACGCCCACUCACACAUCCACGCGCGCACAUACCCCCACAUGCGCACACACGCACGCUUACCCCCCCCACGCACGCUCACACACCCACGUGCGCAGACACGUCGUCUGGCUCUGUGGCUCUGCCUGCUUUAAGCAGAGGAAUUAACGACUCUGGAGUUGCAGACAGUCCUGGGACGUUGAUCCCUGGGUCGUGGUUCCAGCUGUCCCAGGCCUCCGGGCAGCACCGGACACGGUCCACUCGAGCCCAUCCAGGUCCCCCCCGCCCCCCCCCCCCAGCUGCCCUGGAGGCCGUCCAGGACGUCGGGUCAGCCAGAGACCAAGAGGUCCUGGCGUCCACGGGCGUCCAGCUGUGACGCGGGGGCUCUGGCGCCUCCGUCUGCCCUCCUCAGCCAUGUGGCCCGGCCCCGGCCCCCUCUCCUUUCUCUGGCCCAACACCCCCUUCUUCUGUCUGCGUGACAGCGUGAGCUGUGGCUGUCCUGGAGGAUGGAGGGACCUCAGCCAGGUGGCAGGGAGCUCCCUUCCGGGCCUGCCUGCCCGGCCCUUCCCCGUGGGAGACCACAGCGGCCCCACCUUCCUUUGGGGGUACUUGCCUGUGAGUCCGCAUCACGAGGGCCCCCGGUGGGCCUGUAAUCGCCACGUGCAGCCCAGAGCAGAGGUACCGGCCAGGCGGCCGCUCACGGCUUUCACAGGUUGGUUGGUUUUAACUUCUCCAUUCCCUGGGCCUGUCCCCCGGUGGCCACUGAUCUGAGACGUAAACACGGGAGAGACGGGGGAGGCAUCCUGUUUUCUUCUGCUCCCCGCCCCGUGAGGCAGACGCCCCCGUCCAUGCUGUUUGUGGACAGAACGAGGCCCUGGGACAUCUCUGGACGCUUCCGAAGGCCUGAAGGGUGGAGGCUGCGGGGCGGCCUUUGUAGGAGCCUUGUUUGCACUAUUUCACACUCGCCCCAAACGUAAAGAAGGUGCUGGGCGCUCGUGGAGGCAUCUGGCCCGGAUUUCCCGCUGCGAAGUCAAGAUCGGAUCCGCCCCCCACGUCAGACCCUUGAAUAAGCAAGGUGUGAAGAGGGCUGGUUUGGCGGUGAGGACCCACCUGGAGGGUUUGGUGCACCUGCACCCAGGGAGUUCUGCACAGCAGGAGGGGCUUCGUGACCCCAUAACCCCCAGUGCACACUGGUUCCCGAUCAAACACUCCCUCCCUGGCCGGCGCUGUCCUGCGUGGUCCUCAGCUGCCCUCAGCAGUGGUGUGGACAGCCCUGCUCUCUGAGACCCCUGAGCAGACCUCCAGGCCGCCUGCUUGGAUACACGGACGUUCGGUGUGGGGCAGGGGGGCUGGGCUGCCUGCUUGUGGUGCCCAGGGGAGCCUGCGUGGCUGUCCCAGGACAGCUGCCUCCUGCGUUCCCGCCCCCAGGGGCGGGCUCCACUAGGGCCGCUCGCCACCAAGUGCCAAGUGGGAGAGACAACUAGGGAGAGCUUCCUGAAGGAGGCGGUGUGCUGGGAUCAGGGGCUCAUGCCUGCCUUCUCUCCAAGGGAUCUGGGAGAGCUGCUACCCAGGCCCGGACACUGUAGCCCCUGGAACCUGCCCCCCCUGAGUGGGUCCCACAGUUGGCUGGAUUCUGCUGUCUUGUAAGGGGUGGGGGCUGGCGGCAGACACCAGAGGAGGGGAUGCUGGGGAGAGGGGAGCUUAGGAAGCCGGUAGAGAGCAUGAGAAAGAGAUGCCCUCUGGGUCGGAGGAGGAGUUGGGUGGUCUCUUGUCUUGGACCCUUGCAUGGGUGCCCCCGCCCGACAGAGGUGUGGCUGGAUGGCCCUGUCCAGAGACACCCUCGGGACGGGCAGAUCAGGUGCCAGGAGAGGAGGGGACCCUCAUGGGGGGUUGUCCUCCGUCCUGGGGUUUCCAGGUGGGUGAGCGGACUUUGCCAAAUGCCGCACGUGCAGCUCUGACUGGGUUUCAUAAAGUUGUUGCCUUAAUGCACGUUGAUGAAAAUUCACCAGGGUCACCCCCUGCCCCCUUGGCGUCCUCCAGGCACCGACACAGAACCCCGCUGCCUGUCUCCAUUCAGGAUCUGCAGGACCAUGUCCAUAGCUAGCGCAGCGUGGGCAGCGGGCCUCACGGCAUCACUCCUGCAGGGGCCCAGCCCACCCGCCCGCCCGGGGGGUCCCUGUGCCCCCAUCCCACGCCGUCCUCACAGCCAUCGCCCGCCCUCCGGCCGCAAGGCGGCUGCAGUCCCCGACCUGCGCUGUUGCUUUGGCUGUCUUUGCACUUUUGUUCACGUUCACGCUCCAAAGAAUAUGUCAUGAUGCCUUCAGUGCUGACGAGCACCGUCUCACGCAAGUCCCUGCAGCACAGCCGGGCCUCUUCUCCUGGGUGUGUCACACACACCCCUCCCGUGACAGGUGACGUGUGCGCUGUCCGUUUUCUAGGGACAGACGCCCAGGGAAAGAACUCUAGUUUUCUAUGGACCAGCCGAGAUUCUCACUCCACUCACUGUCAGGUUGACACUUGUGCCGCCAGGAGGGCCCAGUGCGGGUCUGCCCGGGGACUGCAGGUGUGGAAUCUGGCGGCAGGGACACAUGUGGAAAGUUCUGGAAAGCUCUACCGCCACGGGGACGAGUUUGGAUGCCCAGUGGACCUGUGCACUUAGUAAAACACAGUGAUUCAACCUGGA
This is a messenger RNA of Orcinus orca (killer whale), 8596 nucleotides long. It is a transcript of the gene KCNQ2, whose product is annotated as potassium voltage-gated channel subfamily Q member 2. Gene Ontology annotation, cellular component: membrane. Gene Ontology annotation, molecular function: voltage-gated potassium channel activity. The record is from RefSeq and is a predicted model, not a curated record. NCBI's taxonomy places the organism in Eukaryota, Metazoa, Chordata, Mammalia, Artiodactyla, Delphinidae. Gene Ontology annotation, biological process: potassium ion transport; transmembrane transport. The transcript has 17 exons. Bases 207 to 2831 code for a protein of 874 amino acids.